Messenger RNA from Cucurbita pepo subsp. pepo (vegetable marrow), 1784 nucleotides. Its product is annotated as putative E3 ubiquitin-protein ligase RING1a. NCBI's taxonomy places the organism in Eukaryota, Viridiplantae, Streptophyta, Magnoliopsida, Cucurbitales, Cucurbitaceae. The record is from RefSeq and is a predicted model, not a curated record.
AACAAUGUUCAUUUUAACGAAGCCAGUUCGUAGACCAAUCAAUUUGCCCAAGCCCAGAGUCUCGCUCUGGUGAAGCUCGGGCACAGGCCGUCGGCCACCUCCAUCGCGGUCGCCGGUUUCAUCUCCGUCUGUGAUCCAACACAACUACACCGCCUCCGCUACCUCAAUUAGCCUUUACUCUGUAACCUUCUUUUUCCGUUUUUCCUCCACGGCUCAAAAUUCUGCUUCGAAGGAAAGCAAUGCCAGCAAAGAAGCGUGCUCCGGAGUCAUCUGAGGAUGAUUCUCUCAAACUCGACCAUGGUUGCUCUGCUGCUCGCCCUGAAGAUGGAGAUGCAGACGAAUCCGAUCGGAGCACAUCGUCGUCCAGUAAUGGAGAGAAGGAUGAAUUUAUCGUUGUAAAACUUUCGGAUAUUCGCAAAGAAGUUCAAUGUCCAAUCUGCUUGGGGAUUAUUCGGAAAACAAGAACAGUGAUGGAGUGCCUGCAUCGCUUCUGCAGAGAAUGCAUUGACAAAUCUAUGCGUUUGGGCAACAACGAAUGUCCCGCCUGCCGCACACAUUGCGCUAGUCGCCGCUCACUGAGAGAUGAUCCAAAUUAUGAUUCUUUAAUUGCUGCUUUAUAUCCAGAUAUUGAGAAGUAUGAAGAAGAUGAGCUGGCUUUUCGAGAAGAAGAGAGAAUCCGCAAUAAGCAGAUUCAAGCUUCCAUAGCUCAGACCUUGCGUCGACAAUCUGAGGCAGUUAGCAAGAAACGCCCUCCAUCUGUUAGAAGAUUGCGGGGAAAUAACUACAGGAACAGCCAAUCAAAGGGGAAAAGGAGCUACAGAAAUGAUGCUGAAUUUCCAGCAUCUGACGACAAUGAGGAUCCAACAGCUGAAGAUGGAGUCAAAGAUUCUUCUUCUGAUGAACAGAUGGAGCGGUCCGAGCGGAGAUCAAAAGGAUUCAGGAAACAAGGAGCUGCCAAGUUCUCCCAGCCUCCUUUUGCUGCUUGUUCAGAUGGAGCUGGUGAAGACAAUGACUCGGAUCAAGUAAAUAGAGAAAUCCUUAGUGCAUCUUCAAGGCUUGUGGGAAACUCAGAGAGGCUUGUUUGGGGCAAAGGGGGCAUGCGCAGCCACACAAGACAUGGCUGCAUGAGUGUUGGGAGCAGCAAGAACGUCAAAAACAACCGCAUCUCAACACUGGUAGAUUCCCUUCGGACUUCAGACAACAAUGCUGAGGAGCGUGAAGUCUGCCUGCUGUUAUUUUCCUAUGAUCAAAGAAUAAUUCCCAGUUUGCAGCUACCCUAUAUCUGCUGUCGGCCAACCUCGUCAGUCCGACACCUUUGUCAGUACGUUGCUGGUCAGACUGGAUUUCAAGCUGAUGAAAUAGACAUGUUCUUGAUACAAGAACUAAACCUCAAAAUCGAGCCUUCGACCUCGAUUGAUGUUUUAGUUUCAAAAUCCUUGAUUCCACAUCCUAUUGAAGAUCAUUUUCAAGUUUUGAGGGAACAACAAACCUUAGCAGAGCUGAAAACCCACUGCUCCACUCGUGGCCAACUGCUUCUGGCAUAUCAGAAGAAGCCGCGUCAAUCACAGUAGGGCUGACGGCUGAGGACGACUUAAAACAACAAGCAACCUCGUCUCCAUCAACCCAGAAAAUCCAUGUAAAAAGCUUAUAUUUUAAUGUUAAAUGUCCCAAUAAUUUACUAAACUUGGACGCUCUAAAAUCGUGGGUGACUAUACCAAGUACAACUCCUUGUCGAUAAUGCUUUGCUCAUAAUCAUUCAAAUAUUUAUUAGGCAGUCUAUUCUA